Molecule: messenger RNA, 1307 nt
Organism: Rhizopus microsporus ATCC 52813
Lineage: Eukaryota; Fungi; Mucoromycota; Mucoromycetes; Mucorales; Rhizopodaceae
Exons: 2
Coding region: 5-1276 (423 amino acids)
Biological process (GO): intracellular protein localization
Cellular component (GO): plasma membrane
Source: RefSeq, a predicted model, not a curated record
CAAAAUGUUUCAGGACAACACUACAUUUGCCAAUCGUUGGAGUAUAAGACAAGCAAAUAGCCGACUUCACGCUCUUGGAAUACAGACAGCACUUGAAGAAGAUUUGAGUCGAAAAAUUCAACAUGAUGAAAAACUAACCACAGGCAUUGCCAUUCCAUUAAACGACCUUAAUUCCACAAACCCAUAUCUUACCAGCAUGCCCAUGAUACAAAAACCUUCAAAGGGUACAGUUCGCAGCCUAAAGACAAAAACAUAUGGGUUCAAGGACCCAUUUGCGGUUGCACCCAUGGAGGCAUGGCAAGAAAUUAAAGACUACAACCUGAGAGUGAACGGAUUGCCUACGCUAGAACAAAUGAUGCGCUUGAACACAUACAGUCCAUUAACUCAGUCGCACUUUUCGACAUUUCUAAGACGUCGAAAGGCCCAACAGAACCUUAGCUUCUUGAUGGAACUUGAAACACAUGAUAAACUCUGGCGAGCGUAUCUUCAGAGUGUUGAUCGACAGAAUCGACAACGGCUCUCUCGCUUUUUAGAAUCAGCUGCAGAAAAAGAAGGAACAAAGGAUAACACGAUGGUCGAUUUACAUCAGAUACUCUAUGUUGAGACACCCGAUACAGAAGACUUGCUUUCACCACUACCCCUACCACCACAAGGAAAUCAUUAUGCAUCUCGUACAGCAGCCAGCGACAAAUCAUUGUCUCGUCAAGACCUCAUUGAUAACGCAACUCGUAUCUACAACACCUACUGCUCACCUACAGCACAACGAGUACAUUUGCCUGAGGAUUAUAGAAGAGCAUUGGAAGAACUGGUUGUACACAGCGAACGACCUGAACCUGUCGUCUUUGAAUCAGCUAGAUCGCACGUGUUUGAGAUCCUUAAUGUAUUUUAUUAUCCCCUCUUUGUUGAUUACGUCCUGCACAAAAACAUCUCCAUAGGCAUGUCUAGAUUGUGUCUUGGUUUAGGCACACUUUUGCUCACUCUUGCCUUUUCGAUUGAACUCUCCCUUAUCUUUUUAGCUUCCUCUACUUCACGAUGGCUUGCUCUUAUACCCUUCUUUUUUGGAUGGUCAGCGUUAUUAACAAGUAUUACUGAAUUUGCUUGGUGGUUUGGUAUUAGUAGCGUUAGCGAGGUCCAGUUCAUGGUGUAUUCGGACAUCCAGGAUGUCAUCGUCAAAAAGAUACAUCGUAAGCGAGGAUGGCUCUGGUUAGCCUUUAUCAUUCUGCUGUCAAUACUGAAUACACUUAUCUUUGUCUUUAUUCCUUCACAUCGAUUAUAACUUAUUUAUCUCCUUUUUUUUUUUUUUUUUU